AUGUUGGGACGGUCGUGGACUUGGGUGCAUUCUAUUUCCAUUGUGCUUGUCGGGUGUGCGCUUGCGAACCCAACUCAGCAUUCCAUACAGUCGGAUCGCGCGACGAUACCGGAGUCAAUAUGCCCGGCGAAGAGUCUAUGGGAGAUUGAGGCUGAGCCUUUCCAGUCGCAUAUCUGUCCGGAGACUCGAUGGGGACGGUAUCAGAUUCACAAUGCGACGCCAGAAGCUGGAGCUACGCCUGUGGUAGAAUCUAUUGCGUCUAAAGGGACGGUAGGGAUGGUCCCAGGACAAACGGAGCAAGAGCAGGAUACAGAUUCGCUGCUUGACAGUGCGAGUUUCCUUUCAUUUGAGGAUUGGAAGAAGCAGAAUCUUGCUAAUGCGGGCCAAUCUGCUGAGAAUGUUGGAGCGAGUAGACGGGCUGCGGCGGCUGGGAAAGAAGGUCGGAGACAGCCUGGGAUCAAUAACGCGCUGGACUCAUUAGGAGAUGAUGGGGAGAUUGAAUUGGAUUUCGGUGGGUUUGGGGCUGAGACGCCCGAGGCAAGUCCUACGGCUUGGGGUACGCCUAUUUCGUCACCGUAUGUGGAUGGAGCGGGGGAUGAGGGAGAUGAACGUGUUCCGCUCAUCAAGAAAGAUGUUCGGCGUCGUAAGGAUGCUGGUACGACUUGCAAAGAGCGCUUUAACUAUGCGUCUUUUGAUUGUGCGGCUACGGUGCUCAAGACGAAUUCUGAGUGCAAGGGGUCCUCUUCUGUGCUGCUUGAGAACAAAGACAGCUACAUGUUGAAUGAGUGUCGUGCCCAGAACAAGUUUUUGAUUCUGGAGCUGUGCGAUGAUAUCCUCGUCGAUACGGUCGUUUUGGCAAACUAUGAGUUUUUCAGUUCGAUAUUUCACACUUUCAGAGUCAGUGUUUCGGACCGCUAUCCCGCCAAACCGGACCAGUGGAAGGAGUUGGGCGUGUAUGAGGCUAGGAACACGCGAGAGGUACAGGCCUUCGCCGUUGAGAAUUCCCUUAUCUGGGCUCGGUAUCUGCGGAUCGAAUUCUUAACGCACUAUGGCCAUGAGUUCUUCUGUCCUGUCAGUCUUAUUCGUGUGCAUGGAACUACCAUGAUGGAAGAGUAUAAGCACGAUGAGAGUGGCCGGGUGGACGAUGAAGAGGUCGUGGAUCCCGUUCAGAUUGGCGAGCUUCCCGGAGAUACACAGGCGGAGAAAGCUCAGCCUCCAGUUGUAGAGGCUCUGAUUGAAGAAAAGCCUCAAGAGAUGUGCCCCAAUCAUCUCACCCAAGUGGAAGCAAUCCUACUUGGUCUGGUCCACGGACCUGCAAAUACGUGUGGUAUCAAUGAUAUUCCAGCGAAACCUACUCCAGAAAGAACUGCUACCAAGGACCAGCCGGAUUCGCCGCCAAUCGUGAAUCCGACAUCUACAGCAGGAGACGGCGUUCCUGCGACUCAAUCCGGAUCAUCCACGCCACCCAAGGCCGAAGAUGCUCGGAAGCCAGGCGAAUCACCCAAAAACGUGGCAACGCCACCCGAUGCUUCAACUGUCCCGGGAGAGCCUGUACAGCAAGAUUCCGCCGUUGAAUACACGAACCAACCGUCAACGAAACCCAAGGAGGAACAAAAUAGUGUACCCCCAGAGUCAACUCGACCUACAUCUACACAACCGCCGCCUUCAAACCCGACAACCCAAGAGUCAUUCUUCAAAUCCGUUCACAAGCGACUACAAAUGCUUGAAUCUAAUUCGACUCUAUCCUUGCUCUAUAUUGAGGAGCAAUCUCGAAUUCUUCGGGAUGCCUUCAACAAGGUUGAGAAACGACAGCUCUCGAAGACAUCCAACUUCCUCGAGAACCUGAACGUCACCGUUCUCAACGAGCUGAAGGAGUUCCGAGAACAAUACGACCAUGUUUGGAAAUCCGUUGCCUUUGAAUUUGAGCACCAACGCAUACGCUAUCAGCAAGAGGUGACUUCCAUCAGUUCCCAGCUGGGUGUGUUAGCCGAUGAGCUGGUCUUCCAGAAACGUGUGACAGUCAUCCAGAGUAUCAUGGUCCUAUGCUGCUUUGCGCUUGUACUGUUCUCACGUGGGUCCGUUAGCAAUUACAUGGAAUUCCCACGCGUUCAGCGCAUGGUCAAUCGGUCCUACAGCCUACGAUCCUCCUCCCCAAUCUUUGCCUCACCCUCGGCCAGUCCUGGAUCCACACGACCAGCCUCCUCACACCGCGAAAGUGGCCACCGGCGGAACCUUUCGGAUAGCUCCUCAUCCCAAGAAGACAGUCCGACUAGCCCGAGAGUGCAAUACAUUCCGCCGACUCCGACAUCCGAUGUCUCGCAGGAGGUCGAGAUGGAGGAUGAAAAAGCCGACCGGCCAGCUUCCCCCGACUCAAUGACUGUGCCCACACUCGGGACGCCUCAAUUCCGGUCCCGUAGUACUCCGCCCGUCAUAGGCGGUCAUAUGACAGAUCUCGGUCUGGAAGGGGCCAUCGAGAACAACGCUCUGCUGGAACCCAAAUCCCCCGAGGCUGACGAUCGACCCACCAUGUCAUGA
Penicillium atrosanguineum is the source of this 2535-nucleotide messenger RNA. Its product is annotated as Sad1/UNC domain protein. The transcript has a single exon. Bases 1 to 2535 code for a protein of 844 amino acids. Gene Ontology annotation, biological process: protein folding in endoplasmic reticulum. Gene Ontology annotation, cellular component: cytoplasm; membrane. The record is from RefSeq and is a predicted model, not a curated record. Lineage: Eukaryota; Fungi; Ascomycota; Eurotiomycetes; Eurotiales; Aspergillaceae.